GUUUGGUUUUGUUUCGUUCAAAGAAACAAGAAAAAAGAGUACUCCAGUACUUUGAUACGCGGGAACUAAAACCCUUGCUGUUUCUCCUUGUUUCGCCGCACGGGGGAAAGGAAGCGGCGAAGCAGCUGAACGGUGAUGGCGGAGGAGGACUCGGUACCCAUCCACCGCGACUUCUCUGCGAGCACAGGCGUGGAGACGAGCAACCCCCACGUGGGCAUGUCCCAGGACGAGUGCGUCGAUCGAAUCCGCAAGAGCCUCAAACAUCCGACGGUGAGGUUCUUGAGGGAGCACAUGGAGAAGGCCGGCUGCCCAGUCUGGCCGAGGCUUCUCACGGCGGCCAACUGUGCCGACCAGGGCUCCGCCGGCGGAUACGCCAGCCGCCAAGGGGUAACAAUUUGUUGCAAUCAUAUGACAAUCCAAGAUGAGAUAAAUCAGGUUGUGAUUCAUGAGCUAAUUCAUGCUUAUGAUGAUUGCCGUGCUAAGAACCUGGAUUGGAAGAACUGUGCUCAUCAUGCAUGCUCGGAGAUUCGAGCUAAUCAUCUAAGUGGGGAUUGCCAUUACAAACGGGAACUGCUGCGUGGUUUUAUGAAAAUACGAGGCCAUGAACAAAUUGGGAAGGAUCUGCUGCAGAUACGAGAGUACUUCGAUGGGCGUGCAAGAGUGGUGGUUUCGUUGAUCUCGAAGGAAUGCGUGAAAAGACGAGCUCUAAAGUCGGUCCGAAAUAACCCAUACUGCUCAGAUGCAGCUGCGAAGGAUGCCAUCGAGGCCGUAUGGGAUAUCUGCUAUAACGAUACUCAUCCUUUCGACAGAGCUCCUUGAAAAAGAACCAGCACUGGGAACAUUUUUAUAUUUCCCAGCGACAAUCAGAGAAGUUGAUUAAGAUAUCUGGAUUACUUAAAUCCGAUGUCCGGAACUGAAGAUACCUCAUUUGUUUACUGUGUUUGAUUUUCGUUUCACUCACAUGAUUAGAUUAUUCCAUGGCCAGUUUCAGUUAAUUUUGUUUUUCUCGAGAUGGGAGGUUCACAAGGGUGGAAUGUGCAAGUAGUGUUUUGUGUGCAGUCUCCUUUGGAAUAAGAGAGAUUUUGUACUAGUAACAAACAGACAGACAUGCUGUACUUGCGAUUGCCCGCCGCUUUUCUCCGAAAGCAACAGAAGGUGCAGAAUCAACUGAGUUUCACAGUAGUGGUCUGAAUGAAAUAAUUGAGUUGUAUUUAUCAUUUUCUGUUAAGAUACUGCGAGGAGUGGAGAGGAUGUAGCAAAGGAGAAUUGGGUGCUAGUGUUGAGAUUAGGACUGAAUUGGAUAAAUGAUAAUCCGGCCGAGUGUUUGGUGCUU
Ananas comosus (pineapple) is the source of this 1333-nucleotide messenger RNA. RefSeq names its product mitochondrial inner membrane protease ATP23. The transcript is spliced from 6 exons. Gene Ontology annotation, biological process: mitochondrial proton-transporting ATP synthase complex assembly; mitochondrial protein processing. The record is from RefSeq and is a predicted model, not a curated record. Gene Ontology annotation, cellular component: extrinsic component of mitochondrial inner membrane. Bases 136 to 819 code for a protein of 227 amino acids. Lineage: Eukaryota; Viridiplantae; Streptophyta; Magnoliopsida; Poales; Bromeliaceae. Gene Ontology annotation, molecular function: metalloendopeptidase activity.